GGGGCUCGGCGAGGAGCGCUGCGGCAUGGGGACGAUAUUGCGGUGACGCCACUGGCUUCCAGCUGCUUCCUGGGCCAUCGCGUUCUGGCGAAUUUCGCGGGUGUCAUUUUCGCUUUUUCUACUUUUGUAGAAAUUCAAUGGAGAAAUUGAGGAGAGUUUUGAGUGGCCAGGAGGACGAGGAGCAAGGCCUAACGACGCAGGUCCUUGAUUCAACUUCACUCAGCUUUGGGACAAGGGUGAAAUGGUUUGCGAUAUGCUUUGUCUUUGGCGUUUGUUGCUCAAUUCUUGGAACAGUUUUGCUCUGGCUUCCUAAUGGAAUAAAAUUAUUCGCGGUUUUUUACACACUAGGAAAUAUUGCUGCACUUGCCAGCACCUGUUUUCUUAUGGGACCACUGAAGCAGCUGAAAAAAAUGGUUGACCCAAACCGCUUGGUUGCCACCGUUGUUAUGUUGCUGUGCUUCAUCUUAACGUUAUGUGCAGUGUUUUGGUGGCACAAGAAAGGACUUGCCCUAAUCUUCUGCAUAUUACAGUUCCUAGCAACAACUUGGUACAGUCUGUCAUACAUUCCCUUUGCAAGAGAUGCUAUCAUAAAGUGUUGCACUUCCUGUAUCGGAUAACUCCAGGGAGAAGGAAAAACUGGUCAAGUCCCAAAACGCUUUCCAAUGGUUCUUUGUGGUCAUAGAGGAAGAACUGCGGACUGCAUAUUUUGUUACUUGGAUAACUCCUAAGUAUCACGCAUUUGUUUAUUUUGGUGUUUUACAAAGAGAAUGAUGUAAUAUUUUGUUUUAAAAAUGUCUACUGCACAUUACUGAUUAUACUCAACCAAAGAAUCAAGUCUUCAUCCUUUUUCAAGGAAUUUUCAUCUUUUAAAAUAAUUAUUUCAUGUUUGAUACCAUUCCAAUACAUUUACAUUGCCUAUGCCUUAAAUUGCUGUGCUACUGUGAUGAAUGAGUUUUACUAAUAAAUUUUUGUAAGGCUAAUAUAAUUAUAAUGAACAUUUAUUUUGCAAAGACUGAAACUGUGCUACUUUCUGAUGAAAAACACUAUGAUGCUGGAGGAACUCAGCAAGCCAGGCAGUAUCCAUGGAGAAAAGCAGGCAGUCAACGAUUCGGGUCAGGACCCUUCUCCACGGAUGCUGCUUGGCCUGCUGAGUUCCUCCAGCAUCAUAGUGUUUUUCACCUAGAUUCCAGCAUCUGCAGCCCUGUGUUUCUCUACUUUGAUUUUUUCUUGUACUAGAAACAAGAGCUUGUUUAUAAAAUUUGAAGCAGCAUUUCACUCAAUUAAAGAAUCACUUCUUAGUUAAAAUUGUGAAGUAGUGUGUUUUAUUAGACUAUUUUCUUGAAGCCAGAAAGGGUGCUAAGUUAUUUUGUACUGCAAAUGCAAGGAACUGCUUUUAUUGUAUGAAGAAUACAUUUUUCUUUGGGUUCCAUUCAUUAAAAAUGUUUCAAUUACAAUGUGAAAUAUUUCAUUUACAUCAGAAUCAAAAGAGCUCCAGCAUGACAUCCAAAAACUAACAUUUAAAAGGCAGAGUUUGUUUAUUUAGAAGUAUUAUUUUAUUGUACUCAAUUUAUACUAACCUUCAAGCUACCUGCCUUUCUUCUGUAUUGUGGUAUGAUUUGAUCAGGGGUAGAGACACUACAUCUUUGCUUUAUACUUAUUCCUAGGUCUCUUCCAUCUCUUCAUCUGAGGAGAGCUUUCAACCACUUCCUCAAUCUUUAAGAUAGAGGACAGGGGAGAUUGAUUCUAGGGACACAGGUUCAGACAUGGAUAUUGAAGCAGUAAAUGCUAAUGGUGGCACUGUAUUUCUUCAUUCAAAAGUUGAAUGGUUUCUGUUACAUUUGAUUCAUUCACAAAAAUAAAA
Messenger RNA from Pristis pectinata (smalltooth sawfish), 1861 nucleotides. RefSeq names its product SFT2 domain containing 1 (gene sft2d1). The transcript is spliced from 8 exons. The record is from RefSeq and is a predicted model, not a curated record. Bases 138 to 617 code for a protein of 159 amino acids. Gene Ontology annotation, biological process: vesicle-mediated transport. Lineage: Eukaryota; Metazoa; Chordata; Chondrichthyes; Rhinopristiformes; Pristidae. Gene Ontology annotation, cellular component: membrane.